This is a messenger RNA of Cutaneotrichosporon cavernicola, 870 nucleotides long. RefSeq lists its product as uncharacterized. The transcript is spliced from 4 exons. Gene Ontology annotation, molecular function: actin filament binding. NCBI's taxonomy places the organism in Eukaryota, Fungi, Basidiomycota, Tremellomycetes, Trichosporonales, Trichosporonaceae. Gene Ontology annotation, cellular component: cytoskeleton. The record is from RefSeq and is a predicted model, not a curated record. Bases 1 to 870 code for a protein of 289 amino acids.
AUGCUUACCCAAACUGUCACCCAGCCUACACUCACCCUCCGUCCCGAGCCUACAGUGGUACAGGAAGAAGAGGACAUUGCAAAGUUCGACUAUGGACCGCCUCCACCCACAUUCGAGGACAAGCACGAGGAGCGCAAAUACCUCAAGGAACGGCUGGCACUUGCGUACCGCGUCCUCUCGCGCGAGUGUAACCCCGAAGGCUCAGCCGGUCAUCUGAGCGUGCGCGACCCCGUCGACCCGGCUUGUUUCUGGGUUAAUCCCUUUGGCCUUCACUUUUCGCGAAUGACCGCCUCCGACCUCCUGUUGGUCGACCACGCUGGCCGCGUCGUCGGGGGUGGUAGGCGGGGGAAGCAGACGUAUAACGCAGCGGCUUUCGUGAUCCACUCGGCGAUCCACGAGGCGCGUCCAGACGUCGCGGCCGUCGUGCACGCCCACACGCCGCACGGUAAGGCGUUCAGCACCCUCGGUCGUUCGCUGCCCUUCUAUACCCAGGACAGCGCCGUGUUCUGGAACGACUGCGCGCUGUAUGCUGCCCACGGCGGGGUUGUGCUUAGUGCCAAGGAGAGUGGCGAGAUUGUUGGCGCCCUCGGUAAGAAGAAGACUGUGAUUCUUCAGAACCAUGGCCUGCUCGCUGCGGGGGGGAGUAUCGAGAGCGCUGUGGCGUGGUUCAUGCUGCUCGAGAACGAGUGCCGCUGCGUACUGGCGGCCGAGUCUGCCGCUGCCAUGACUGGUCGUCCACCCGUGACGAUCUCGCCGUCUGUCGCCGAGUUUACGUGGCGCGAGACUGGGAGCGAGGAGGCCGGCCGCUUCGAGGCCCUGCCAUUCUUCGACCUCGUCGAGGAGGAGAGCGGGGGCGCGUACCGCGACUAG